This is a messenger RNA of Schistosoma haematobium, 1557 nucleotides long. RefSeq names its product Cofilin-2. The coding region runs from base 1 to 1137 and encodes 378 amino acids. Gene Ontology annotation, cellular component: actin cytoskeleton; cytoplasm. The record is from RefSeq and is a predicted model, not a curated record. Gene Ontology annotation, molecular function: actin filament binding. Gene Ontology annotation, biological process: actin filament depolymerization. Lineage: Eukaryota; Metazoa; Platyhelminthes; Trematoda; Strigeidida; Schistosomatidae. The transcript has 4 exons.
AUGUAUGUUAAUGAUCUUCCAAGUAUAGUACAGUCUCCAAUGUUAUUAUACACUGGUGAUGUAAAAAUCUGGCGAGUAAUAACUGAAGACAAAGACGCAUGUGCUCUUCAGGCAGAAUUAAAUAACAUGAUAAACUGGUCCAAAGAGUGGCUGAUGCCUAUCAACGCGGAAAAGUGUGUCUACAUGCACUUUGGGGUUUCAAAGGUUAGUAGUUACAACAUAAGGUAUGUGCCAUUACCCGUAGUCCGAUCUCAUAAGGAUUUAGAGGUGACAGUGAGUAGUGAUCUUAAGACGACAGCCCAUUGCCGGGAGGUCGCAGUUAAGGGGUUUCGAACCCUCUGGGCUUUAAAACGGACAUUCACUAAGUUAGAUACUACCAUGUUCACCAUAGUAUACACAUCCUUAGUGAGGACUAAGCUUGAAAACUGCGUUCAGGCUGCAAGCCCCUGUUUAAAAGAGGGCAGCUACCCAUGUAGUUCCAGAACUCCGGAGUCUAUCAUACAAACAGCGCUUGAAAAACUGGACCUCUUUACUCUGUCCUAUCGCAGAUUAAGGGGAGAUCUAAUUUUGAUGUACAGAAUACUGAGAAAUGGUUUCGAACUUAAGUUAUCCUCUCUUUUUCUACCUACUAGAUUGGGAAACCUCAGAGGACAUAGCAGGCGAGUAGAAAAGCCAAGAACGGACAAAAUACCGGCGGCAUACAGUACUGGAGUAAAAUGCCACAGGUCAUGCAUCGAAGCAUUUGAAUGCUUGAAGCGUUAUAAGAAGCACCGAUACAUCCUCUUCCAUAUUGAAGAUGAUAAAGAAAUAAAAGUCCUUUGUCAAGCUGAUAGAAGUAACCACCAAUUAAUUUCUUUACUAGUAGCGGAAACGUAUCAUAAUUUCAAGGAUAGUUUAUUAAAAAAGAUGGAUGAAGGUGAAGGAUGUUAUGCAGUUUAUGAUUACGAAGCCGAAGGAAAAUUACCUACUCUAAUAUUCGUUUCAUGGGUUCCGUCUACACUGGAUGUUAAAAAGAGAAUGAUAUAUGCUGCUUCAAAAAGUGUAUUAAAAUCGAGUUUGAUUGGUAUUAAACACGAAGUUGAGGCAAAUGAUGUGGACGAAAUCGAGGAGGAAGAACUGCGCAAGAAAGCUUCAUAACUGUUCAUCUUAGUUGUAUGUUUCGAAAAUUCACAUGGAUUUUCUCAUUUGCGGGUUAGUGCAUUUUCAGAGACCUCUCACUCGUCAAACUUGUACUUUCAUUUCUAAUUUUGAUGAUAGUCUGUCAUACACAUCCGUUUUUCAAUCCUUUGGUCCAAUGUACGCUUCUAAUAUAUGUAAACUCCGGAAUUCAGCUCCAUCGCCCCGUGCAUUAUAAAUAUUUAUGCUUAGUUGAUUGAACCUUAUUUAUUCUAAUUCUUGCUCCUACCUGGUCUAUUAAAGUCUUAAUUGUUAAAUUUCUAAAGACUCUAACUCAAGAAGUUUAAUAACAUCAAGUUACUAUUAGAGCUGAUACUUGUUUUCUACGCAUGUCUAAUGAUUGUACCAUUAAUUUUUGGUCAUAAAGUGAUCUCCGUGUUC